Messenger RNA from Harmonia axyridis, 2879 nucleotides. It is a transcript of the gene PIP4K, whose product is annotated as phosphatidylinositol 5-phosphate 4-kinase type-2 alpha. Lineage: Eukaryota; Metazoa; Arthropoda; Insecta; Coleoptera; Coccinellidae. Gene Ontology annotation, biological process: phosphatidylinositol metabolic process. Bases 187 to 1443 code for a protein of 418 amino acids. The record is from RefSeq and is a predicted model, not a curated record. Gene Ontology annotation, molecular function: phosphatidylinositol kinase activity. The transcript has 7 exons.
AGAGUACGUACAUACCCGACUAUUAAUCAAUGAAGGUGUGUUUCUCUGAAAAAUUAAGAUAAAUGUUUUUGUCUGAUAAGAAUUAGAUAAAUAACGAAAACAUUUGGUUCCUGAGUAAACACUACAAUUGAAAAUGAAUCAUUUGACUAUUUAAUACUCUGAAGGGGCUCUACAAUUUUAUACGACAUGUCUUUCCCAAGUACAGGACAGGGACUGUCCAAACUCAAAAAGAAACAUUUUCGGGUGAAACAUCAAAAAGUCAAGCUUUUCAGGGCGAACGAACCAUUUCUGUCGGUAUUAAUGUGGGGAAUUAAUCACACUAUAAACGAGCUUAUGCAUGUAACCAUCCCUGUGAUGUUGUUGCCAGAUGAUUUUAGGGCGUAUUCGAAAAUUAAAAUAGAUAACCAUCUUUUUAAUAAGGAGAAUAUGCCCUCUCAUUUCAAGGUGAAAGAAUAUUGUCCUAUGGUGUUCCGCAAUAUUAGAGAGAGGUUUGGAAUUGAUGAUUUGGAUUAUAAGGAAUCCUUAACUCGGUCUCAACCUUUACCUGAGGAUUCUGCAGGGAAGAGUGGUGCUAAAUUCUAUCACACAUCAGACAAACUUUUUAUAAUUAAAACCUUGACUUCCGAAGAAGUUGAAAGAAUGCACUCGUUCCUCAAGCAGUAUCACCCAUACAUAGUAGAAAGACAUGGAAAAACACUGCUACCUCAGUAUCUAGGGAUGUACAGACUUACUGUUGAUAAUGUAGAAAACUAUAUAGUUGUCACAAGGAAUGUUUUUUCCAACCAUUUACACAUCCACAGGAAGUUUGACCUAAAAGGAUCCACUGUAGAUAGGGAAGCUUCGGAAAAGGAGAGAGAAAAGGAACUCCCAACUUACAAAGAUAAUGAUUUUGUCAAUGAACAGAUGAAGGUAUAUAUUGGUGAUGAGGCAAAAAGUAAGUUGAUGGAAACGUUAACUGCUGAUGUUGAGUUUUUAACUAAACUGCAUUUGAUGGAUUACAGUCUUUUAUUAGGAAUACAUGAAGUAGAACGUGGUGAAUUGGAGAUGGCGCGAGAAAGAGAAUUAAAGGUUGUACAUCAAUGUAGUGAUUCUGAUGAGAGCGAAUGUGGAUCAGGUUUUGACCAAAGACGAUUUGAAUUGAAUACACCACCUGAUUCUCCAAAUGCCAUUGCUCAGUUUGUCAGAGAACACAGUUUGCAGUAUGAAGGAGGUAUCAUUCCGGAAUUGGAUAUAUAUGCCAUACCUAGUUGCGAGUCAGCUCCAGUAAAAGAAAUAUACUUUGUGGCCAUCAUAGAUGUUCUUACCCAUUAUGGAGUCAGAAAGCAGGCGGCCAAGGCCGCCAAGACAGUCAAAUACGGUUCUAACGUGGAUGGUAUAAGCACAUGUGAUCCAGAUCAGUAUGCCAAAAGAUUUAUCGAGUUCAUGAAUAAGGCAAUAGAAUGAAAUUGUUUGAUGUGGUCUAGUAGAACAUUGUGAAUUUUUCAAUUUCUGGAAGAUAGUUCUUUAGACCGUUAACAGUUGUUUGAGAUUUUCUUUCAAAUUGAUAAAGAUAAUUUAAGAACACACUGCUUUGAACUUUUCAUCUAUUUCUAUCCUGAAGGUACACACUGUAUGAGGAAAAGUGAUAUUAGUUGUAUGCAUGCUUAUUAUAGGAGUGUCUGUUAUCUAGGGUUUAAAUGAAAAUGUAUUCGGGUUUCGAUAACGAAACAUGAGAUUUACAGCAAAAAUUUAUCAGUCGAUAAUUUGAAUUUGAUGGAUGUCGGUGUAUUUUAGAAGUUCUAAAAGUGUAUUGGACUGCAAGAAAAUACGCAUUCUGGCAGCAUUUCUACCAAAAUAAAUAGCUUUUCGAUGAAGAAUUUUUAUAUGUGAGUUGUUAAAGUAACUUGUCUUGAUAGAUCCUGUACAGAAUUGAUGUUAUCAGAUUUGGUAUGUAAGAGUACAUAAGAGUUUCAUUUUUCAUAUCAUUCAUCAAUUCUGUACUGUUUCUUUCAAAUUUUAUGUAUAUUUUUACUUAUUGAAAUAAUCAUCUGAUAUAUUUUCUACAUGCACAAAAAAAUUCUGGGGAAAUAGAAAAAAAGUUUAAUUUUUUAUAUUCUAUAUAACCGCCGAAAUUUUUCGAGUCUUCUCUCGAGAAUCUACUGUAUUUAUAACCGUUUUUCUAUUUCAGGAUAAUCCUUAUAAAGUACCUUAGCUACAUAGUUUCGUGUGAAUGGAUAGUUCGAGUUCUAUCUCUUUUUCUAUUUGUUUUAUGUAUCAACUUUUUUGUUAUCAGUCUUAACAAAUAUACAAAAUUUUAUAUUUGUUUUAUCUAUUAACUUUUUUGUUAUUAGUCUUAACAAAUAUACAAAAUUUUAUAUUUGUUUUAUCUAUCAACUUUUUUGUUAUCAGUCUUAACAAAUAUACAAAAUUUUGUAAGAUCAGGAAUUGUGGAUUUUAGAGAUAUACAAAGAAAAUGGAUUUUUGGUAUGUCAGGACAAGUGGGACAACACAAUUGUUUUGGUGUAAUUUCUCGUUGUUCUUAUUUAUAUUUGAGACUGCAGGAAUUUGAGGAAUGCUAAAUAUCUUGGGAAUAAACCUGAGUAGAUCGAACUUUUUUUGGCAGGGUAAAAUUUUAGAUUUUUAUGUGUAAAACUUUGUACAGCCUUACUGUGUCUUAGGAUUGUAAAAUUAUAAUGGAAAUCAUCCAUAAAGCAUUUUUUCAUAUUGAUUAUCCAGAUGAAUAAUAAUGCUGUAUAGUCAACAUAAUAUGUGUUGAUGCAAUAUGUAAAAUAUUUUUGUCAUUACAGAAAGCUUUAUAUAUGUUUUAAUUUCAUAUCAUUAUAAUAAUGUUUCAGUUUCAAUUGUCUUUUUGAUAUAAGCCAAUAAAUAUAUUUCAUUGA